This is a messenger RNA of Nomia melanderi (Alkali bee), 2216 nucleotides long. RefSeq lists its product as uncharacterized. Lineage: Eukaryota; Metazoa; Arthropoda; Insecta; Hymenoptera; Halictidae. Gene Ontology annotation, cellular component: nucleoplasm. The record is from RefSeq and is a predicted model, not a curated record.
UAUGAAAGUGGGGAGAAUAUUACUCAAAUUCGGAUAUGCAUAUAUAGUACUUUAAGCGCUACACCUUUCGCUAAACUACCAUAGAUUUUUGCACACGUGUUGCAAACGGUUCGUUUCCCUUUCGAAAAUAUUAUAUUUUCAUUUACGUUGAGAGGAGUUUCCCACUUGAGAGAUAUCAAUUUAAAAUUGAAACUGUCGUGCGAAACUUUCUACGUUUAUCAAAUUAGCAGCGAUUCAUCAUAUCUAUUUUCACCUAAACCAUUAAUUCUAGAUAGCUGGAACUCAGUAUAGGAUCCAAUAUGACCCAGUAAACAAAUAUACCUAUAUAUUUAUAGACUUUCGAAAUUAUUACUUUUCUCUAGCGUAUCUGCUUCGCGUUACGUCGAAUAUCGUUCGCGUGAUACACGAUUAAAAGGGAAAAGUCGUAUAAGCUAUGGAUAAAGCGAAAUUAGUAAAUACGUACGAUACGUGCUUAAUUGUCUCUCAAGCAGAAGCUUAGAUCGUCGUUACUGAUAAGUAACACAUACAAUUGGAGCAAUACGUAAAAAUUCUACUCCAUUUCCUAAUGAAUUAUAAAUGUAUUUUAUGCGAAAUGUACGAAAUACAUACGGCACUUGCGUAUAUAUUUUAUUUUUUACCUGAAAAUCCUCGAUAAAGUAUUACGUGAUACCUACGAUUGGUAGACGUAAACAUUUAAAGGGACUGAUCCAUUUUAGGCGGGAAUCUGGUAACUGUUUACGCGCGUGUUCAAUAUAGCUGCUGUGUAGCUUUCACUAGUUCUGUAUAGAACCUUUCAAGAAUAGUAUUUAGGAUAAAACAAUUUUAAAUUACAUAGUCGCUAAGUGUUAUUUAAUUUUCAUACAACAUAAUGCCAGUCGUAAACAAUGUUUUAGCAACAGUUUUAUCAGUACAACAAGAAGUGACCAGGAUUAUUAAAAGAUUCAAAUUUGAAGAAUUAGAAUCGGCUGUGAUGUCUCUUUUUCCGGAAAUUUCAUGGAGUAACAUAAGAUCUGAGUUGGUCAAACAUCACAACAGUUUUACUUCGGCUAAUGUAGCUCAACUUAUCAGGACAGUUAUAACUGACAGAAAUAUAAAGGAAAAAGAUUUAAAGGACCGUUUAGCAACAUUACAAUUAAUCGAUAUAAGUUGGCACAGUGACCGAAGAACAUGGUAUGGUCACUUGUUACAAGGUUCUAGUACAUAUAUUAGUUAUUUCAAGCAUCGUAAAAUUCUAGUCGACAUGCAAGACUAUUUUAAUUCAUUGCACAUGAAAAUAAAUGUCAAAAUGUAUAUACAUAAUGGUGUUACAUACAUUGCUUUAAUUAGCAAAGAAGAUAAUCAGAGAAAGAAGAAGAUUCGAUCUGGACUUCCCAUUACUUUUGCUCUAUUUAUGGGUCAAAAAUGUUUUUUUAGUAACCGAAAGAAUGUUUCUCAAGAUAUGUUACAAGCAAUAGUACAGAGUACAGGAUAUGGGAAAAGUAAACAGAUUAAUUUAGCAGGCAAAAAUCUUGUUUCAUUGAGUAAAAUGUGUUGGAGAAGAAAGCAAAGAGCAUUGAAUUUUGAAAAUGUUAAUAAUACUGUGGAGUACAAGGAUAGUGGUCCAGAGAGAAAAGCUAGUGGUAUAGAUUUUACUCAACAUAAACAACGUAAAAAAUAUGCAGAAAAUUGUUUUGGUGAUAAUCCUGCUACCUUAGAAUUACUUGUUAUAAAUGGAUACAAUAUGCCUUUUGCACAUGAAGAUAUAUCCAAAAGAUUACCAAAUGAGAGUACAAGUGCAAAGUGGGAGUACCGUAGUCCUAAUAUUACCGGCUUAUUAACAAAAUUAAUAGAACAACGAAUACUUGUUACACCUGUGCCAUAUUAUGUAUCAAAUCUCAUGGUGUUAGGUAAAAAUGAAUUUACGAUUUCAUAAAUAUGAUUUUUAUGAUUGAAUGAAUAGUACAGUGAUGUAUAUAAAUGACAAUUGCAGGCAAUGCUUGCGCAUUUUUUUAAUAUACAAUUUUAAAAGGUAAUUGAUAUUUAUAAUAUUUUAGUUUAUAGUGCCCAAUAUAACUUAUUGGGACCGACGAUGCACUAUGUGCUAUCUGUUGCAAUUGAUACCGCACUUUUAUAAUUGUCUAAUUAUGACAAAAAAAAUUUUAAUAAUACAAUAAUGCAGUUAAUAGUACAGAUAAUGACGCAAAUAAAAAUGAAAAAGCGUUAUAUGAAUUUUGUAU